Ipomoea nil (Japanese morning glory) is the source of this 707-nucleotide messenger RNA. RefSeq lists its product as uncharacterized. The record is from RefSeq and is a predicted model, not a curated record. Bases 134 to 529 code for a protein of 131 amino acids. Gene Ontology annotation, molecular function: calcium ion binding. Lineage: Eukaryota; Viridiplantae; Streptophyta; Magnoliopsida; Solanales; Convolvulaceae. The transcript has a single exon.
AUAUCGUAAAGCAGAAGCCAUUUCUCGCAUAAAUUCCAUUCUUUUUUCAUCUCUCAGAUCUACAAAUACUGUUCUUCUGGCGGCGAAGAAUCAGUGAAAAACAAAUAAAAAAUAAAAAUAAAAACAGGUGGGAAUGGUGACUAUCAACGGGGCAUCGUUGCGAAACUUCGUGAACGACGAAGAGGCCUACAACAAGGCCGCAGACGAGAGGUUCACGGCGCUGGACCUCAACGGCGACGGCGUCCUGUCGCGCGCGGAGCUGCGGAAGGAGUUCGAGGCGUUCCGUCCCGUCGGAACUCACUUCGGCGUCGAGGCCGCCCAUCCGCCGGAGGAGCUGCCCAAGCUCUACGACAACAUAUUCGAGAAGUUCGAUUUAGAUCAGAGUGGCAGCGUGGACCGUGACGAGUUCAAGAGCGAGAUGAAGAAGAUCUUGCUGGCCAUCGCCGAUGGACUCGGAUCGGCGUCGAUCCAGAUGGAGAGCGACGGCAAUAAUAGCUUACUCACACAAGCCGCCCAGUUCUCCGGCUGAACAUGGAACCGUAAAAUAACUCCGAUCCGAUCCGGCCGUUUAGUUUAUUCGGCCAAUAAUUUACUAAUUUUAAUGUCGUGUUUAAUAAGUUUUGGUUAUCCAUUACUGCAACUAAUUAGAGUUAUGGUGCAAGUUUGAUUACAGAAACUUGUCAUUCAAUUCAUUCGUGGUAUGUUAG